GGUGCGGAGAGGCCCGAUGACUGUGCCAGGUUCACCACCAGGGUGGAGUCGAGUCGAACUUACGCCCCGGCACGUGGACGGGGGUUUGCACAGCUGGCAAGAAUCGGAAUGAUAGCGGGCCCGACAGUCGUCAGACUGAUUUUGACACACACACACUGGAUUGGGAUACAGAUCGGCGUUGAGCUCAGUCGGAGCUGCGCGGUUGGGUGGGUGACGUGCCGAUUGCUCCGUGAUAGCUGACCUCGCCACGCGGCUUCUUUUCGAUCUUUUAAUCGCUGCACGAGAUCGCCGUCGAUUGAUUGAUUAGUAGGAUUAAUACAGAUUGGCGAAAACGUGGGAUAUGCAGAUCUCCCACGUCUUCGCCAAGGUCGUUGGAGGUGCACGUGUUGCGAAGGACCGACCUCCUAGGAAAACUCCGGGGAGUUUUUUGAACCGGCGACCGGUCGUGCAGUUGCGAUGGGCAAUGCAAAUUGCGUGAUAAGAAAUCAGACGGGCUAUCCGAUCAUUGUGAGGACGUACAACCACUUUGACGUCGUGAAUGUGGUUCCUUAUGGCGCGUGGCUGAUCGACGAUGGAGAUGAACGCACGGUGGCGGCCAUGCCCGAUCAUCGGGGCUUGAAGGUGAGCGUGGAGGGUAAUGGGGUGAUAAUCCCUGCCGGCGUGGCCAUCCAGGGGGAUAAAGUGACUGUCACCGAUCUGACGGGAGGGGCGCCUGUCAGCCAGGCUGUCACACCUGGGAUGUCUCAUUGCAUCGUGCGGAACGACAGCCCUUCUGCAAUCAUGGUGAAGACGUACAUACACGGAGAGAUUUUGAACUUGAUUGCUGCUGCCACGUUCUUAGUAGAGGUCGGCACGGCGAAAAGAAUUGAGUGCCUCUAUAGUUCUAGAGGAAUAAAGCUUAAAGGGGAGAAUGGAAAAGGGGUCUCCUCCGCUGUGCGCCUCGUGGCCAACGGGGAGACCCUUGUUGUAUCCGGUCCUAUAGUCGACGGCAAGCCGCUAGGAGAUUGAAUUGGGAAAAAAAAAAGAAAAAAAAAAAAAAAAAAAAAAAAAAAAAAAAAAAAAAAAAAAAAGAGAGCUUGCGAGAGGACUGAUCGACUGGUACGGUCUUUUUUUUUGAUGUGUUGGUUAUCUUCCCCGUUUCGCGUAUUGCAUAAUUUAUUUAAUAAAUUUAUUGUGCUUGACUGGUGAUGAGAUGUCUCGCACGUAAACAGGCUCACGUACUUUUUGUAAGGGACGCCAGGCCCGUUUCCUGGCCUUUUGUAAUUUUAGUAAUAAAUUAAAUUAUUACAG
Messenger RNA from Chara braunii, 1290 nucleotides. The record is from the annotation of a GenBank genome assembly. NCBI's taxonomy places the organism in Eukaryota, Viridiplantae, Streptophyta, Charophyceae, Charales, Characeae.